AUGUCUAUUACUCAGAUUUUCAAUGUGUACGAUUCCCUACUGCGUGAAGCAUUUUCAAAUGCUGAAUCUUUGCCUGAACAUUGGGGUCUUCAAGCUGCAAGGGGGACGUCAUCGCAUGAUUUCACGGUUGUUCACCCUAAGGUUCGAUGGGAUUUAUCCUCAGCUUCAAAAUUAAAAGAUCCACAGCGGCAGCCGGACGAAGCUGUCACGUUAGUGAACAUUUUGCCAGGAUUUCGAAUUGUAGAAUUGACUAUGAUGGGAGCAGACUAUAAUACCAAACGAAAGGCAGUUUGGGGAAAGGUUACUGCACUGAUAAUUAACGUGGACAUGCUCUCUCCCGUUCAAACUUUUCACCAGGAACUCAAAAUUUUCCACGUUCCCAUCUAUGAUCGCUAUAAUAUAGUGCAUCGAUAUUCAAGCAUUAUGCAAAGACACAAGAGGCUCGGUUGCAAAUUUAACUUGCUGAAGUCCCAUAAAUCAGAGGCCGGCUACAUCAUUUGA
Strongylus vulgaris is the source of this 501-nucleotide messenger RNA. Lineage: Eukaryota; Metazoa; Nematoda; Chromadorea; Rhabditida; Strongylidae. The record is from the annotation of a GenBank genome assembly.